This is a messenger RNA of Arachis stenosperma, 2714 nucleotides long. Its product is annotated as protein phosphatase 2C 50-like. NCBI's taxonomy places the organism in Eukaryota, Viridiplantae, Streptophyta, Magnoliopsida, Fabales, Fabaceae. Bases 600 to 2261 code for a protein of 553 amino acids. The record is from RefSeq and is a predicted model, not a curated record. Gene Ontology annotation, molecular function: protein serine/threonine phosphatase activity; cation binding. Gene Ontology annotation, biological process: protein dephosphorylation. The transcript is spliced from 5 exons.
CCCGUUUCUCUUUUUCAAACCCUUUUUUUUCUUUUCUCCCAUUAAAAAGUUCCAAUUUUUUUAAGCUGGGUCAUUUUUUUUUUUAAUUUUGUUUUUCUUCUUCGUCUCUUUCUUCUAAUCUUCUCCACUUCCUUUCUCGCGCUUCCAAGUCUCAACACCCCACUCACCCACUGAACGCAGAUAAAGUUUGGUUCUUUCAAGCUGUUUCUCUCCCUCACUAGAGUUGAUUGGGGGGUUAGACCGAGAAGAAUCCAGAGAAGGAUAUGAUUAUGUUUGAAAAGCAUGUAGUUUAGCUAUUUUUGGUUAAAAUUUCCACAAAUGGAAGUUAGGAUCCGUUGUUGUUGACCAGAUCUGACUAUUCCCCAUUUCACUUUCACCACCUUUUAACUAGCCCAUGCUUUGCACAGACUGAAUUGCCUCCAUCCUUGGCCUUAUAAGGCUUCUUAGACAUGGAAAGUGAUCUAUUAAAGUCCACGCUUCACAUUCCAAGAUCAUUUUCAAUCAGUAAAGCUGGCAAUCAAUUAGUUGAAAUAUGAAGGGUUGUGUAGUAUCAAAAGGGUGGGAGGGUAACUUUUCGUACUGCCUGGAUAAGGAUUCUGAUGGAGGAGAUGUCGACUACGGUUGCAGUGCCAUUAACAGUAGGUAAUUCGGUGUGUGAUAAGCCAACCAUAGCUACCCACAUGGAUGUAUCUAGACUUAAGCUGAUGACUGAUACGGGGUUGUUAAGUAAUUCUGUAACAGCGGUUUCUACUGAAACGUUUAUAGGCUCUAAUGAGGAUCAUAAUGUUGGCAAUCUUGAGGAUGAAGUUGGUAGUACAACAGUCACACCAUCAAAAAAGGGAAGUGAAGGAGAAAUUCCUCUGGAUGAUAUGAUAUCCCAGAAUAAAAGCACUUUGGUUGGUGGUGAUGAAGCUUCAACCCCAGAAAUCGAGGAGGAUGAUACCUUAUCAUUGGAAGGUGAUCCAAUUAUUGAUAGCUCCUGUUCUCUUUCAGCAGCCAGUGAGAACAGUAGUAUUUGUGGAGAUGAGUUCAUCAAUUCGGAGGCCAAUCCGGAUUUAGGAACAAGAAGUUCCGUAGACAUAGGAAAGAGCAUGUGCGCUGUUGAUGCUGUUGCCAGGGCUGCUGAUUUAGGGGAGUCCAAUUAUGAGGCAGAUAUUAUGAGUGAACCCCUUGCUGUAACGGUGAGCCUUGAAGAAGAGGCAGUAGUUGGAUCUGUCACAAAGCCUACUACAGUUGUUCUUCAUCAGCUACCGCUAGAAAAAGCGGUGGCUGGAACAGGUGGUCGAAGUGUUUUUGAAUUGGACUGUACCCCGCUUUGGGGAUUUAUAUCUUUGUGUGGAAAAAGACCCGAGAUGGAAGACGCAUUUGCAACAGUACCCCGAUUCAUGAAGAUUCCUAUUGAAAUGCUAAUUGGUGAUAGGGUAAUCGAUGGACUGAAUAAAAGUUUGAGUCAGCAAACAAUUCAUUUCUUUGGAGUCUAUGAUGGCCAUGGUGGCUCUCAGGUGGCAAACUAUUGUCGUGAGCGUAUGCAUUUGGCGUUGGCAGAGGAAAUAGAAUUAGUCAAGGAAGGUCUAAUAGUUGGAAGUAGCAAGGAUGAUUGUCAAGACCAAUGGAAAAAAGCUUUCACCAAUUGCUUUUUGAAGGUUGAUGCUGAAGUUGGGGGAAAAGUUAACAAUGAACCUGUUGCACCGGAGACUGUCGGAUCAACUGCAGUUGUUGCUGCUAUCUGUUCAUCUCAUAUCAUUGUUUCAAACUGUGGUGAUUCAAGAGCAGUUUUGUGCCGUGGCAAAGAGCCCAUGGCUUUAUCUGUUGACCAUAAACCCAAUCGAGAUGAUGAAUACGCAAGAAUUGAGGCAGCAGGAGGGAAGGUGAUCCAGUGGAAUGGUCAUCGUGUAUUUGGUGUCCUUGCAAUGUCACGAUCUAUCGGUGAUAGAUAUUUGAAGCCAUGGAUCAUUCCGGAGCCGGAAGUUACGUUUCUUCCCCGGACGAAAGACGACGAAUGCCUCAUUCUGGCGAGUGAUGGCCUGUGGGAUGUCAUGACGAAUGAAGAGGUGUGCGACCUAGCUAGGAAGCGAAUACUUCUGUGGCACAAGAAAAAUGGCCUGACACUGCCACCAGAAAGGGGAGAGGGAGUUGAUCCUGCAGCACAAGCGGCCGCAGAGUACCUAUCGAGCCGUGCCCUACAGAAGGGAAGCAAAGAUAACAUCACAGUAAUUGUGGUGGACUUAAAAGCUCAAAGAAAAUUCAAGAGCAAGACAUGACAUCUUCUUUCAACCCCAAAACUUGGGUGUUUGAAGAUGAUCAUUGUACUAUAUAGAAGAAAAGCUUAAACAUAAUCCAAAAAUAUAUAAUAGCUUUGCCCUUUAAUUUUUUCCCCCCUUAUUAUUUGGGCAUCUUCUUGGAUUUAAGAAUAGAACUGUGUACUAUAUACAGCAUCCAUUUCCCUGUCUCUUUCCCCUUAGAAAAACUGUCAACUGAUCAAAAGAGUCUCCUUUUACAAUUGUGCCACAUUGGGGCUAUGUAAAUCUUAGCUGAUUAUUGUAGGAAUAGGAGACAAAUUCCAAUGCCUUUUGACAUAUCCGUGUCAGCAUAUUGUAUUCAUUAUUAUGCCUCCGAGUGUGAAAUGCUCGGUGAGAUGUUUUACUGAAUAUUGUUUGUCUCUGUUGUUUAUAAAGAAGAAAAAGUGGUAGCUAAUUGGCAUUGUGAUUUUUUCA